Messenger RNA from Phycodurus eques (leafy seadragon), 4623 nucleotides. It is a transcript of the gene msh6, whose product is annotated as mutS homolog 6 (E. coli). Lineage: Eukaryota; Metazoa; Chordata; Actinopteri; Syngnathiformes; Syngnathidae. Bases 98 to 4282 code for a protein of 1394 amino acids. Gene Ontology annotation, biological process: mismatch repair. Gene Ontology annotation, cellular component: nucleus; MutSalpha complex. Gene Ontology annotation, molecular function: mismatched DNA binding; ATP-dependent DNA damage sensor activity; ATP binding. The record is from RefSeq and is a predicted model, not a curated record. The transcript is spliced from 9 exons.
GUUUUACCGCGAACAUAGACGGGGUCGUGCUGCGUGUUUAUGGCGUCAGGACCCGAAGUUAGCAAACGAUAGGGAUUAUCACUGUCAACGUUCUGUCAUGGCGAAGCAAAGCUCACUUUUCAAUUUCUUCUCCAAGUCUCCACCGCCGGUGUCCAAGCCGAAGCCUCGAGCUCACCCGUCCUCCGUCGACAAGUCCACCUCGUCUCCAAAAGAAGAAGCUAAACUACACUCGAGCAAGGCCACCAAAGUCAAACCAAAAAUUGUCGUUAAGAAUUCAAAAGGAGGAUUCAACAAACUGUUCAGUGACAAUGCGUCAACAGCCAAACAUGUGAGUUCCACAUGUGUAUUCAGUGCGGGUUCUCUUGUGUGGACAAAGCUGGAGGGGCACCCAUGGUGGCCAUGCAUGGUGGUACCUCAACCUUUGACCGGACAGCAGAUGCGAGGCCGGGGUCGGGCCCACCGCAUACAUGUUCAUUUCUUUGAUGAACCGUCCACACGGGGAUGGGUCAGCACCAAGUACAUCAGAGAGUACAAAGGUUCUGACAGUAGUGAUGCUAAAACUGGAGGGUUGUUUUUCAGUGGGAAUCCUAAAAUCCGCCAUGCAAUGGAGCUUGCAGACAAAGUAUUGUUUGAUAGCCCACAAAAACGAUUAAAGAUGCCUCUUUGCACAGAUCCCUCGGAUGAGGAAGAGGAGGUAGAAAUGCAGCUUGAUAAAUCUACAGUGACUGAUGAUGAGAUCAGUGAUGAGGAUCAAGACAAAAAUGAGGAGUUAAAGUCAUCCGAGGUCAGUCCACGUCUAACCCGGUCCAAGGGAAAUAAAGCCAAGCGCCGCCGCAUAGUCGUGGCCUCAGAUAGCGAGGGAUCCGAUGAUGAAUUCAAACCAGAGCAAGCCACAAGCAGCAGUGAGGACGAAGAAGAAGGAGUCACAGUGAGCAGUGAGGCCAAAGAAGCAGAGAGCCCACAAGAGUCUGAAGCGGAAAGCCCGGUUAAGCCUGUAAAGCGUAAACGUCCCACGGAGAAGCCUGCGAUUGCAAAGCCAAAGAUAGCCAGCACCCCUUCCGGUGCACCAAAACGAGUUCCACCAUCUAUAGCUGUUGACACAAAGUCUCGUUUAUCAGUCUUUUCAGCCCAUGACAGCUUUGAUAGCCAAGCCAAUGGGUCAGCCACAGUUGGCGGAUCCACAAUUUGGGACCACGAGAAGCUGGAGUGGUUACAGAAUCACAGGAGGAAAGACAGUCAAAGGCGUAAAGUGACGGAUGAGGGAUAUGAUCCUACCACUCUGUAUGUGCCAGAAGACUUCAACAACAGAAACACUCCUGGUAUGCGUCAGUGGUGGUUUAUCAAAUCCAGGUUGUUGGACACCGUUAUUUUCUACAAAGUUGGAAAGUUCUACGAACUCUACCACAUGGAUGCUGUGAUCGGAGUCAAUGAGCUUGGACUGACUUUUAUGAAAGGGACCUGGGCACAUUCUGGCUUUCCAGAGAUUGGUUUUGCACGCUUCUCAGGUGUACUAGUCCAGAAGGGCUACAAGGUGGCACGUGUGGAGCAGACUGAAACCCCAGAGAUGAUGGAAGCCCGAUGUAAGACUCUGGUCAAGCCCACUAAGUUUGACCGUGUUGUGAAAAGAGAGGUGUGCAGGAUCAUUACGCGGGGCACCCAAACCUACAGCGUGUUGGACGGUACUCCUGCUGAGAGUCAGAGCAAGUUUCUGUUAAGUUUAAAGGAAAAACCUGAAGAUGAAGGAAAGGGUGGUUGUUGCCGUGUCUAUGGAGUCUGCUUUGUAGAUACUUCUGUGGGCUUCUUCCAUGUUGGUCAGUUUCCAGACGACCGGCAUUGUUCACGUCUACGCACCCUGAUUGCACACUUUGCCCCUGCUGAAGUACUUUUCGAAAAGGGGAACCCAUCCGUUGAAACACGCAAAAUACUAAAGGCUUCUCUCGCUACAGUGCUACAGGAGGGACUGAAUUCAAGCACUCAGUUCUGGGAUGCUCAGAAGACUCUGAAAACGCUUUCAGAGGAAGACUACUUUAGAACAAGUGCAGGCAAGGACCAUGGGACAGGGAGUAGUUUUCUCCCUGGUAUUCUUAAAAAAAUGACCUCUGGGAGUGAUUUGCUUGGUCUUACCCCCAAGGAGGGCUACGAACUGGCACUCUCGUCAUUGGGUGGAUGUAUCUUCUACUUAAAGAAGUGUCUUGUAGACCAGGAGCUACUCUCCAUGGCGAACUUCGAAGAAUACAUCCCUGUCGAUGUGGAAAUGGAGAAAUCUGCCAGACGAAAAAGUGUCUUUGCUCGGACACGCCAAUGCAUGGUCUUGGAUGGAGUGACUCUGGCAAACCUUGAGAUAUUUCAGAAUGGCUCUGGCGGUACAGAGGGAACGCUGCUCGAGCGCCUCGACACUUGCUCCAGCCCCUUUGGAAAGCGGCUACUCAAGCAGUGGCUCUGUGCUCCUCUCUGUAACCCAAGAUCCAUCAGGGACAGACUGGAUGCACUGGAAGACCUGAUGGCUGCUCAAGCACAAGUGUCUGAAGUUUCAGACCUCCUUAAGAAGCUUCCAGAUUUAGAGCGCCUCCUGAGUAAAAUUCACAGCAUUGGCACACCACUGAAGGGGCAAGACCACCCAGACAGCAGGGCGGUUCUCUAUGAGGAGGUCACCUACAGUAAGAGAAAAAUAGCAGACUUUCUUUCAGCAUUUGAAGGUUUCCAAACGAUGCAGGAGAUUGUCAAUGUCUUUGCAGCAGUUACUGGUAACUUUCAGUCCACAUUACUCUGCAAAGUGGUCAGUCUUAAGAGUGACAAUGGUGGUCUUUUUCCUGACCUGUCUGCUGAACUCAAGCGCUGGGAGACAGCCUUCGACCACCAAAAAGCUCGGGCCACUGGUGUCAUUAGCCCGAAGAAGGGCUUUGACUCAGAAUAUGACCAGGCUCUGGUAGGCAUCAAGAGUUGCGAGCGAAAGCUACAGGAUUAUCUUGACCGACAGAAAAAGAGAAUAGGCUGCAAGAACAUGGCGUACUGGGGUACUGGGCGAAAUCGCUUUCAGAUGGAGGUGCCCGACAGCAUCUCUGAGAGGAAUAUUCCAGAAGAAUAUGAGGUGAAGUCGACAAAAAAAGGCUGGAAGCGUUACGUGACGAAGGAGUCUGAGCAGCUGUUCUACGAGUUACAAGGAUUUGAGGAGAAGAGAGACGCUGCUCUGAAAGACUGCAUGAGGAGGCUCUUCUACAACUUUGACAAGAACUACAGCAACUGGAAGACUGCGGUGGAGUGCAUGGCUGUGCUCGACGUUCUAUUGGCCUUAACACGAUACAGCCAAGGGGGAGAUGGUCCAAUGACCAGGCCACAGGUGGUUCUCCCGGAUGGGGAUAAGCAAGUAGCACCCUUCCUCGAGCUCACUGGUUCUCGUCACCCUUGUGUUACCAAGACAUUCUUUGGCGACAACUUCAUUCCUAAUGACAUCUACAUCGGCUGCCCCCGUGGCAGCAAGGAAGAUGACAUGCAAAAAAGUCAUGCCUCCUGUGUCCUCGUCACAGGGCCCAAUAUGGGUGGAAAGUCGACUCUCAUGAGACAGUGUGGACUUGUGAUUGUGCUCGCUCAGUUGGGUUGCUUCGUUCCUGCCGUGAGUCUGCGUUUCACACCAGUCGAUCGAGUCUUCACUCGGCUGGGAGCUUCCGAUCGUAUCAUGGCUGGUAAAGAAAAAAAAGAAGAGGGGGAAAAAAAAACAACAUUUUCUGCACUUCUUUUAAUCAUCUUCUCUGCUAUAGGAGAGAGCACCUUCUUUGUUGAGUUGAGCGAGACUGCAUGUAUUCUGCACCAUGCCACCAAACACUCACUUGUGCUUCUGGAUGAAUUAGGAAGGGGCACGGCCACAUACGAUGGCACAGCCAUCGCCUGCGCUGUUGUGAAGGAGCUCGCUGAAAAGAUCUGCUGUCGUACCCUCUUCUCUACACACUACCACUCCCUGGUGGAGGACUUCGUCAACAAUCCUGCGGUGUGCCUCGGCCACAUGGCGUGCAUGGUGGAGAACGAGUGUGAGGAUCCAAGCCAAGAGACCAUUACUUUCCUCUACAAGUUCAUCUCUGGGGCAUGUCCCAAGAGCUAUGGCUUCAAUGCUGCUCGACUUGCCAGCCUACCAGAAGAGGUCAUUCAGUCAGGGCACAGAAAGGCCAGAGAGUUUGAGAAGAGCACCAUCAGCCUUAGACUCUUCAAGAAGCUCUGCCAGUUUGCAGAAGACCCCAGACAGGACAAGUCCCACUUUGCUGCACUUGUUCAGAUGAUCCAAAGCAUAUAAGUUGGAAACCUGUUUUUGUUUUUUCUUCCCCCCCGGCAUGUUCUAUCACACCGCAAUACGGUGUAAUAACCCCACACUCACGGUACACUACACUCCCUGGGAUCAUAUUUACAUAUGUAGUCAGUUCAUGAUAUUAAACAACCUUUCCAGCACUGUGGCUUAGUUUGAUGCAUAGUACUCAAACUUCUCAACAAACCAGUUUGCCCAAGCUUGUUGUCAAUGGCCAUGUUAGUGUAUUCUUUGUUCUGUUGAAGACAAAACACUACUGCUGUGAUCUAAUAGUUUAUUUUAUUUUUUUUAAAAAGACAAUGUUCACCUAGGAAAUUAAACCUUUAAUUCAA